This is a messenger RNA of Paramecium sonneborni, 210 nucleotides long. Lineage: Eukaryota; Ciliophora; Oligohymenophorea; Peniculida; Parameciidae. The record is from the annotation of a GenBank genome assembly.
AUGAUUUAAAUCUAGGAAGCCCAUGAUGAAUGGAUUAAGUAGUAACUAUAAGAUGCUGCAUUUUGUAAAAAUUAAGUUUAAACCAACAGUUCAUUUAAAGUAUCUGAAAUUAUUCCAAUAUUUCCAAAUUAAAUUAUUUAUGAAAUGAAUCUGAAAAUAAUUUAAAGGGAUGAUAUGAAUAAAUACAAAAAUAAUCAUUAAUAUAAAUGA